This is a messenger RNA of Papilio polytes (common Mormon), 2723 nucleotides long. It is a transcript of the gene Smurf, whose product is annotated as E3 ubiquitin-protein ligase SMURF2. NCBI's taxonomy places the organism in Eukaryota, Metazoa, Arthropoda, Insecta, Lepidoptera, Papilionidae. Bases 167 to 2026 code for a protein of 619 amino acids. Gene Ontology annotation, biological process: negative regulation of BMP signaling pathway; ubiquitin-dependent protein catabolic process. The transcript has 13 exons. Gene Ontology annotation, molecular function: protein binding; ubiquitin-protein transferase activity. The record is from RefSeq and is a predicted model, not a curated record.
GUAGACAAUGUACAAAAUUGAAUGAAUAGAUAGAGGCGAAUAUUGCAUUGCAUAUUGCAUAAAAAAACAAAUUGUAAUAAAAAUGGUGGGCAGGUCUGCGAAGUAGAAAUAAUGUCGAUUAUUCACAUAUAAAAUUAUUGUGAUGUGUUGGUGAAUUAUUAAAACGAUGUCCACACCAGUGUCAAAUCGAAAAUAUGGGGCACAGAAAAUUCGACUCACAAUACUAUGUGCAAGAAACUUGGUCCGGAGGGAUCUUUUUCGCUUACCAGACCCAUUUGUGAAAAUAUCAGUUGAUGGAAGUGGCCAAGUAUAUUCAACAAAUGCAGUGAAAGCAACAUUAGAUCCAAAAUGGAAUACACAUUAUGAUCUGUACCUCUCUAAGGGUGAUGGCAUCACAAUCAGUGUUUGGAACCAACGAAAAGUGCACAAAAGACAAGGAUCUGGCUUUCUUGGUUGUGUACGUAUUCAACCAUCAACAGUACACAAAUUAAAAGAUACAGGCUAUCAAUGUUUGGAGCUAUGCGAAGAGAACCUUGGAAAAGCUUGCGGUGUUCGUGGCCAAGUAAUUGUGUCUCUAUUAUCAAGAGAUAGUACAAGAGGGGAGCCUGCUUCCGCUGCCGGUGAAGGCUCGCCGUUGGCAGUGGUGGGACCUGCUGGAGAAGUUCGUGCGCCUAGGGACCCACCAAUCAAUAAUACUAAUGCAUCACAUUUACCACUACCUCCGCACUGGGAGGAGAGAUUUACGUCUAGUGGCAGGCCAUAUUACGUUAACCAUGCACUCAGAAGAACCCAGUGGGAGCGGCCGACGUCAGAGGAACUGAGUCCUGUAACCACUCAGCCCAGCUCCCCCUCGCUGCCCUCCCCCGCCUGCCCCACAUCACCCACCGCUCCCAUCUCCCCUUCCUCACCCAUGUCCCCCAGCUUACCAUCAUCACCUGCGUCACCGUCAUCACCUGUAACCGAAACAGAAGUAUCACUUGUCACCUCAAUUUCUUUAAGACCGGAGCCUCAGCCGCAAACGGCAGUGCGUUCGCCUCAAGUGCAGAAUCCGUCAACGCCCACAUCUCCUUCCACCACGCCCUCACCUACCAUACCCAUAGCUGCCACCGACCUGCCGCCUGGAUAUGAGAUGCGUACAACGGCGCAGGGGCAGGUGUACUUCUACAACGGGGCGACGGGCCUGCAGGCGCUGCAGCCGCAGACUGGACACUGCAGGAUAGAAGUAUCGCGUAACGAAGUGCUAGAAGAAUCUUACCGGCUAGUGAUGAAGUUGCGCGGCAAGGAGCUGCGCAAGCGGCUGCUGGUGAAGUUCCGCGGCGAGGAGGGGCUGGACUACGGCGGCGUGGCGCGCGAGUGGCUGCACCUGCUCGGCCGCGAGCUCUUCAACCCGCACUACGGACUGUUCCAGUAUGCCAGCGCUGGCGAUGAUAGAUAUGCGCUGCAGAUCAAUCCUGACUCAGGGGUGAAUCCGGAGCACCUGUCGUACUUCCACUUCGCGGGUCGCAUCCUGGGCGUGGCGCUGUUCCACGGGCACCAGCUGGACGCGGCCUUCACCGCGCCCUUCUACAAGCAGCUGCUCGGCCGCGCCAUCACGCUGCGCGACAUCCGCGACGUCGACCCCGAGCUGCACCGCUCGCUCUCCUGGAUGCUUGAAAACAGCAUAGCAGGCGUUAUAGACACCACAUUCUCUGUAGAAUGUGCGUCGUUCGGCGCCGUGCGGAGUGUGGAGCUGCGGGCGGGCGGCGCCGCGGAGGUCGUCACUGAUACCAACAAGCGAGACUACGUACGUCUCUACGUCGCACAUCGCUUCACGCGCGGCGCAGAGCGACAGUGGCUAGCUCUCCAGCGAGGGUUAGCAGACAUCUUGUUCACUUUGCACUUAGUGGCGGACGCGUCGCCAGACUCCCUGCCGAAAGCGCAUACUUGCUUCAACCGGCUCGACAUACCGCCGUAUCCGAAUAAAGAGAAAAUGCACGAUAAGUUAAAACAAGCCGUCCUCGAAACUGCCGGCUUUGCUGUUGAAUGAUACAUCUAUAAAAUUGUAAGUUGACCAUUUCUUACUCGUAUAAAUGAUGAAAUUAUUAAAUGCAUAACAAAGGCGGGAAAAUCCUAUAGUUAAUUUUAUUUAAUUGAAAAUAGCAAUAUGUAGACUAACCAAGAAUAUAAAAUACCUUGAAUGGGAUGUGGCAUAUAGAGUACCAAUUACCUAAUUAGGACAUUUUCUAGAUUUUUCCGCCUUUAAAAAAAUAUUAAUGUUUCUUUGACGACCAACAAAUAUUUUUAAAAACCAUAGAUAUUUGUAAAAAAAUUCAUUUAGAAUCAAAUUAAUUAAACGUUGGUAAGAAACAUUAAUAAUAAACAAAUAAUUACUUAAUUUGUUUCUGAAUUAUCUUCAAAUUGCAUUCAAUUUGUGUGUGUAGAUCUUUGGUCAGAGUAAAGCUUAAGAGACUGAUUGGACAGGGAACAUGACAAAAUUGCUAUUUUUAUAAUUUCGAAUGAGAAUCGUGUUCAAAUUUUACUAAUACGACGAAAUGCACGUACACAACACAAACAUAACCAAUACAUAAAGGAAAGUAUCAAAAUUUGAAUGGAGCUUAAAUUCAUAUGCGUGUCAACUUUGAAAGCUCACUAAAGUUUAAAUUAACAUUUUUAAUGCUAUUAUCAAACAAGGAUGUCUAUCCAAGCGCAGAUGUCGAUUUCGAAAAUAUGUAAAAACAUAAAAA